AUGGUGGCGUUUGCUGUCAUCAUCUCUGUGAUGAUGGUGAUCACCGGAUCACUCAACACCAUUUGUGCCAAAUGGGCAGACAGCAUCAAGGCCGACGGCGUUCCAUUCAACCAUCCCUUCCUUCAAGCGACGUGCAUGUUUUUCGGAGAGUUCCUUUGCCUCGUUGUAUUUUUCCUGGUCUUCGGAUAUAAAAGAUACAUUUGGAAUCGCGCCAACAUUCAAGGUGAAAACGGAAGCAUCACCGAGAUUACCACCGAGGAGAAGCCAACUUUGCCGCCAUUCAAUCCAUUCCUUUUCUUCCCACCAGCACUGUGCGAUAUUCUUGGAACAUCCAUCAUGUACAUUGGACUCAACCUGACCACGGCUUCGAGCUUCCAGAUGCUCCGUGGAGCUGUCAUCAUCUUCACCGGACUUCUCUCUGUCGGCAUGCUCAACGCUCAGAUCAAACCAUUCAAGUGGUUCGGAAUGCUCUUCGUUAUGCUUGGACUUGUGAUUGUCGGAGUCACUGAUAUCUACUACGACAGCAACCCACUUGAUGACAAGAACGCCAUCAUUACCGGAAAUCUUCUUAUCGUUAUGGCUCAGAUUAUCGUCGCUAUUCAAAUGGUCUACGAGCAAAAGUAUCUUACAAAGUACGAUGUGCCAGCUCUCUUCGCUGUCGGAUUGGAGGGGUUGUUCGGAAUGAUCACUUUGUCGAUUCUUAUGGUUCCAUUCUACUACAUCCAUGUGCCAAAAACGUUCUCGACCAACCCAGAGGGACGACUUGAGGAUGUGUUCUAUGCUUGGCAAGAGAUUAAAGAGGAGCCUACCAUCGCGUUGGCUCUUCUUGGAACUGUUAUCUCCAUCGCCUUCUUCAACUUCGCCGGAGUCUCUGUCACCAAGGAAUUGUCAGCUACCACUAGAAUGGUUUUGGACUCGAUCCGUACACUUGUCAUCUGGGUUGUAUCUAUUCCACUCUUCGGCGAGCAGUUCAUCGCCAUUCAGCUCUCCGGAUUCGCCAUGCUUAUUCUCGGAACCCUCAUCUACAACGACGUCCUUAUCGGACCAUGGUUCCGUCGCAACAUUCUCCCCAACCUCAGCUCUCACGCUACUUGUGCCCGUUUCUGGUUAUGCAUCUGCGGAGGUGAUUCGGAGCUCAUCGAAUACAACCAAGAUGAUCAGGAGCAUCUUCUCGAAGCCUAA
This is a messenger RNA of Caenorhabditis briggsae, 1182 nucleotides long. Bases 1 to 1182 code for a protein of 393 amino acids. The record is from RefSeq and is a predicted model, not a curated record. Gene Ontology annotation, cellular component: membrane; intracellular membrane-bounded organelle. NCBI's taxonomy places the organism in Eukaryota, Metazoa, Nematoda, Chromadorea, Rhabditida, Rhabditidae. The transcript is spliced from 3 exons.